UGCUCUUCUCGUGCCUCUCCCCUUCCUCCUUCGCCCCACUUGAAUAUAUUUCUAUAUAUUUACACACACACUCACGCUUCUAUAUUCUGCUUAAAGUGCUGUUAUUCUUUCAGUAUAUCCAUUCCAGAUUUUCUGAAUCCUCAAGAUCUGAAGUCGCUCUCACAUGGAGGAUCGUAAGGAGAAAAAUGCCCCCUGGCUAUCGGUUCCACAGUUUGGGGAUUGGGAUCAGAAGGGGCAAGUGCCAGACUACUCAAUGGAUUUUUCAAAAAUCCGGGAAAUGAGGAAGCAAAACAAGACAAAUGUAUCCAGGGCGAGUCUUGGUAACGAAGAAGAACUCAUGGCUUCUUCAACUGCCAGCAUGAACACAGGCCACAGCAUCCCUGAGCCCCAGCAUUCCCAUUACCAUCGAAGCCACCACUCUCAUACUGCAAGGAGGAGCUUCUUCAGCUACUUCAACUGCUGCGUGAAAGCUUGAUGUUAGAGGCGGUGUACAUUAUUUUUCUUGCCUUCUGUAGAUUUGGUUAGAAACAAUCACGCUUCUUCCCAUUUGGUGAUUAAAUGUUCCCCCCUUUUUUUCCUUUUUGAUCUUGAA
Neltuma alba is the source of this 592-nucleotide messenger RNA. RefSeq lists its product as uncharacterized. The record is from RefSeq and is a predicted model, not a curated record. The coding region runs from base 164 to 475 and encodes 103 amino acids. Lineage: Eukaryota; Viridiplantae; Streptophyta; Magnoliopsida; Fabales; Fabaceae. The transcript has 3 exons.